CUCAUGAAUUAUUAAGCGCAGCUUGUGCCUAUUUUAGUCCGACUCAAAAUGCUGCAUUUUCAUCCGUGGGUCGGAGGCAGUGUGCAAGGGUGUUUCUUUUUCUUUUUUUCUUUCUCCCUUUUUUUAUUUGACAGCUGUAUUACUGCUGAUAAGCGAGGACUGUGUGAGCUGAUCAAGUAGUGAGACAAGCGUUCAGAGCAGCAGCAGCAGCAGCAGCGCUCCAGUCACCAGGAGCCGAGGCGACACAAGCAGCAGCAUCAGCACCAGGAGAGGCAGCAUCAAACUCUCUCCUCUCCAUUCGCCCUUCUUCCUGGAGUUGCUUCCUGCUCAGAGGACCAAACAACCACAACCACAACAACCACAACAACAACAAAAAAGCCUAACGAAGUACAGGAGACAAGUGAUCCGGGCGAGAUAGCUGCCAAAUAAGAACGCACCCAAAACGCAGACCUGGCUGCCCCCAUGCCUAUCGAAUUUGUUUGCAAAAUCAAAUUUGCAGAGGAGGAUGAGAAGCAGAAAGGCAAGCAGGACGGGGACAGGGAGAGCCUGAUCGAGGAGAGCUGCACACCUCCGGCUAAGGACUUGGCCGUGUUUGCCAAGUCCUGCUCUCUUCAUGGGAUUAACCACAUCUUCGUCUCGGGGCGCCUCGGCAUCCGGCAGACCCUGUGGGCUCUCGCCUUCCUCACCUCCCUGGCACUGUUCCUCUACCAAGCGGCCAAGUGUGCCAUCUCCUACCUGGAGCACCCGCACGUCACGGCGCUGAACGAGGAGGCGAGCCCGGAGAUGGUUUUCCCCGCCGUGACCAUCUGCAACAUCAACCGCUUUCGCUUCUCCGCGCUCACCGACGCCGACAUCUACCACCUGGCGAACCUGACGGGUCUGCCGCCGAAGAACAAGGACGGCCACAAGCCGACCGACCUGAUGUACCCGGCCCCCGACAUGCAGGACAUCUUCAACAGGACCGGACACCAGCUGGAGGAGAUGCUCAAGAGCUGCAAUUUCAGUGGACACAACUGUUCGGUGGAGGACUUCUCCGUGGUUUAUACCAGAUACGGGAAAUGCUACACCUUUAAUGGUAACAGGACAACAUCCAGGAAAAGCAAGCAGGGUGGAAUGGGAAACGGGCUGGAGAUCAUGUUGGAUAUCCAGCAAGAUGAGUAUCUGCCCAUCUGGAGAGAGACAAACGAGACGUCCCUGGAGGCCGGCAUCCGAGUUCAGAUCCACAGUCAGGACGAGCCUCCCCUCAUCCACCAGCUGGGCUUCGGCGUCUCUCCGGGCUUCCAGACCUUUGUUUCAUGCCAGGAGCAGAGGCUGACCUACCUGCCCCAGCCGUGGGGGAACUGCCGCUCCGCCAGCAAGGAGAAGUUCCCGGGAUACGACACAUACAGCAUCAGUGCCUGCCGCUUGCUCUGCGAGACCAACGAGGUGCUGCGCGUGUGCGGCUGCAGGAUGGUGCACAUGCCCGGAACCGCAGCUAUCUGCCCUCCCAGUAAAAUCAACUGUGUUGAUAGAGCACUCGCGCAGCUCCAGAAGAACACUGGGGACACGUGUCCAUGCGAGACGCCCUGUAAUCUCACCCGCUACGGGAAAGAGCUCUCCAUGGUCAAGAUCCCCAGCAAGGGCUCCGCUCGCUAUCUCUCCAGGAAAUACGACAAGUCAGAAGACUACAUCAGAGACAACUUCCUGGUCUUAGAUAUCUUCUUCGAAGCUCUCAACUAUGAAACCAUUGAGCAAAAGAAAGCCUACGACGUCGCAGGUUUAUUGGGUGACAUUGGCGGACAGAUGGGCUUAUUCAUUGGAGCCAGCAUCCUGACAGUCUUAGAAAUAGUGGAUUAUAUCUAUGAGAUGAUUAAGCACCGGCUACAACGUCUGCUGAGGCCGAAGAAAGACGACAAGAAGAACAAGAACAAGCAGCCGACCAGCACUGUUGCAACAGUGGGUCUGGAGGACUCCAAAGCAAAGCAGGAGCCAAACGACACGUCACGGAGUCACCCGGAGGGGGCGUACGCCAACACGAUCCUCCCCAACAGCCACCACCCUGUCCCGCACCCCCACCCCCACCACCACCAACAACAACAACAGCAACAACAACAACAGCAACGCCACCACCACGCCGGGCGCCACGGGGUUUUCGAGGACUUCGCUUGCUAGAGCCAACCCGCCAUUUUCCGGUCCUGGUGACACCAAAAGAUUUAAUUAACGUCCAUGUUCAGACCCCCUCCCCCCUCUUGGCAAUUUCUGUCGCUCUUUUGCUGUCACCAGUGAAAAGCUACAGCCAAAGUCCAACACCAAACUGGUGCUGCUAACAGAAGCACUUAUACGUACGCACAAAUCAGACAUUUGUUUUUCUUUUCUCUGGUUGGGACACCUCUGGACUUUGUGCAUCAGGACCAGUUGCCGCUAGACGAUGGCAACGGGCGGACAAGAGGACUGCGUAAACUCCAAUGAUUUAUUUAUUCUGCUAGCGUCUCUGAUUUUUUUAUUUCUUUUUUUUCCCCCGCCUGCAUUUAUCUCUCCUCCGACUGUUGCAUCACGGAAAACUCACUGUACCAUGAAAAGCCAUUAUGUAAUUAUUUAAAGACAUGCUAUAAUAUAUAUAUGUUUUAUAUUAUAUACCAGGUGAGAGUACUUAGAAAAUCUCACUCGAGUUCCGUCCAUCUAAAGGAUGAGGGGAUAUAUUUAGGUUGUAGACCUUUGCUUUAGAUCUAGCAGCAUCUUUCCACAUGAUACACUUUGUCUGGUUUGUGGUAAAGGUGUUAGAAAGUAGCAUUGUACCUGUACAUAAAGUCCAACUUUAAAAGGAGAAAGUUCUAAAGUUCUGUUUCAAUGGUUGUCGUUUAUAUUCAGUUAAUAUGUAACCCAUGUAAUAUAAAUAUGAGUUAUUUAUACAUUCAGAGAUGACUUUUAUAUGACAAUAUAGCGCUCAUGAUUGUAGCAAAUACUUACACGUACAAUCUGCAGAUAUGUUAGACUGCCAAACAUCAAUACAUUUGUAAGGAUAACAAAAACGGACUGUUUGGAUCGUCACUAUUAUCUCCAUCUUUUUCUUUUCGUGCGUCCUGCUUUCCCAAGAAGAGACGCAAAUCCUGGAUGACAAGUGGACAUCUUCAGUUAUGAAAUUGUCGUUUCUUACAUUCUUCUUCUUAUUCAAUUCAGUUCUGCCCACCAUCCCCUCUUCACUUUGGUUGGCAUCAUCACUUUGAGCUGACAUAAGCAAUAAGAAACUGAAUUUUAUUUUUUGCCGAGUCAUCUGCUUCAGCUUGUGGGCCCUCUGUAAAAGUGUAGCAGCAAUUUACUAUGUAGACCCGGCAUCAAUACUCGUGUGUGUGUGUGUGCGUGUGUGUGUGAGUGUUUGUUUGUGCACUUCAACAUUUUGCACACAUGAGUGAACAUAUUGGGCUGAUGCGACUCGGCAGAAAAAAAUAAAUGUUUGAAAAUGGAACUAGUGAGCAAAAAAAGCAUUGAGCUUUAUUGCAAUAGUAAGGUUUUUAUCUAAUAAAUUAGAGUUAGGACAGCGCAGGGUUAGAUAAAAAGAAAUGGCCCUGGAGGCCAAAAUAUUCUUACUGGGUAACUUAAUCCUCAAUAGAUGAGACAAUGACAUGCUAUUUGCAUGUCAUUGUCUCAUCGCAUGUUAGCAAAGUGGGAUUGGAAAAUAAACAAAAAAUGGAUCCCUGAUUCCCACAUCCUCAUGUUGGUUGGUACCUGCUCAUUUGCCCGUAGACACUGCAGGAACUUUAGAUUUCCCAUAGCCUGAUCUUUUAAGAAGGUCUGAGGCUUCUGGUUCAGCUUCUUUGUGUGUAACUCGUUGUAGAGGGAAAGGUUCUGGAUGGCCGUCACCACUACACUGUCAGAUAAGAAGUGGCACAGACGCCAACAGGGGAAGUAGAACCAGGGAUUCAUUUUCACUCACAGCUGUCGGUGGUUAAAAAUGAGGUCAGCCCUCUAUAAAAUCCUCUAUAGCUUCCCAUGCUUCUCUACUUGCGUAACAGCCAUUUCUCUGGUAUUGCUUUUUUUAAAUAUUGGUUGUCUUGCUCAAUAUGAUAAAGUAUCUGCUGCUACUUGGUCAUCUUGGUCAUUUUUAUUAUGUUAAGACACAUCUGCUUUGAUCGAUCCCCAUUAAGCACUGAAAGGACCUGGAAGCUGCAUUUAAUUUAAUCCGUUGCUUCGGGCACUUCUGUAGAAAAUGAGAGGUGGAAACAAGCAACUUCUGUUAAGUUCUUGCAGGGAAAGACGAUCUACAUAGCUUGAUUAUCCAAACAAUCUGGCAUAACUUGACACCUUCCUUUGUCUCUAUAGAAAGAGUUUACUGGGCUCACUUCUCGAUCCCACACCUUUAUCAAUGGGCUGCAGUUUAAUAUUACUUACGGUAUUGUUCUUUCUUGUUUGUUGUCAUCCAAGAAGCCUUCAGGAAAGUGCAUUCCAAAAGGAUGCAAUGCCAGAGAUGUGGUUUUUCUUAAAUAACUCUCAACCACAGAUAUUGAUUGACCUUGUACUGUAUCAGCACAGUAAUUGAUUAAUUGGGAAUGUUAAGUCACAAUACAGUUGUUAAGCUACAAAAAGAGCAAAGUCACAGGACAAUUUAUUUAUGGAGACGUUGAUCGGGUUUCCCUCAAAGCAUCAGAGCAACUUAUUUGCCGUCAUGAAGCAGUUUGGGCUUAACAUAAAACCACAUCCUGUUUUGUUACUGAUUGUAAUCAAAUUAGGUGACUGCACAAAUCAAACGAGCGUCAUCUCAUUUAACAAUGCACUCUGCAUGCCACGCAUCACGGUUGUAAAGGGAUCGCAUCAAAUACAACACAAGGUUUCUGUUCCUUUGAUCGGCGCAUUCUGCUGCAGCAGCAUC
Molecule: messenger RNA, 4843 nt
Organism: Pungitius pungitius (ninespine stickleback)
Lineage: Eukaryota; Metazoa; Chordata; Actinopteri; Perciformes; Gasterosteidae
Gene: asic4a
Product: acid-sensing (proton-gated) ion channel family member 4a
Exons: 10
Coding region: 463-2151 (562 amino acids)
Biological process (GO): sodium ion transmembrane transport
Cellular component (GO): plasma membrane
Molecular function (GO): ligand-gated sodium channel activity
Source: RefSeq, a predicted model, not a curated record